AUGUCCGACUCUCAUGAGAGCCCCAACCUCGAGGAUCUUACUCCUGAGGAGGCCAACCGCAUUAUCCAUUCCCACCGCAAAGUUCGAUAUGGUACCGCCUGCUGGCCCUGCAGACAGAGAAAAGUAAAGUGUGACAACAAAAGUCCAUGUGAAAACUGCGUCAAGCGGGAACACCCACAGCUCUGUUCCUACAAACCCAACAAGUCAGCAUCCGGCAAACCGUCAUCUGUUUCCACCGAUCUCUCUCACUCCAAGAAGAGGCCGCACUCGCCAGAUGCUCAAGAAGGCCGGAGCUUGAGCCAUGAGGCCCGCGAAUCAAUAAGAACAUACGAGCCCGAAGCCGUGGAGAUCACGCGUUAUGUUGGCCAGAAUAGCAUCCCAGCGCUUCUAAGGGAACAAACCGCAGCCGAUGAACCACAGGACGAAAUUCCCCAACCCUUCUGGGGCUUCGUUAUCGACAUUGACGACCUCGAGUCUCGGUUGAUGAUCUAUCUCGAAGACAGAGCAAAGAAUGCCAGAGCCGCUACAAAGACAACAAAACCAGUCUCUGCAUCAUGGCUCGCCAUCCUCUUCGCCGUCCUUGCGGUUGGCUCACAAUACCACGAGACCCCAUACCAUAUCCGAACAAGAGAUGCGCAAAAGUAUAUCCAAAUCUCUUUUCACUUUCUCAGGCUGGGUAACUUUCUGUUAAGGUAUGUUGCACCAAUGUACCAUCUAAAUCAAAUCAUAUCGCAACGCCUAAACCCUGAUGCAACCGCCACCGCCUCCUACAACCAAAUCCUAACUAACUGCGCGGACGUGGAAAGCAUACGAGAUAAACUCUUUGUACAACUCCGGACCAAAGACGCCUGCAAAUCCGCCAUGGACCGCCUCCAGCACUACGCCAUCAGACUGCACACCUCCUUCAUCGUCUCCGUCUGCUGUCGGCCUGCCCUCCAGCGCGAAAACAACCAGCUCGAAAAGUCCCAGAAGAAGUACCUGGCCGACAAAUGCAAGGAAAACCUGACGGAAACAGUCCGCAUGUUCCUCGCCAUGCACCAGCUCUCGGUGAUCCCCACGCGCUCCUGGGCUUUUACUUAUCACGGCCUGUCGUCGGCCGUUUUGCUGGGGAUCCUCGGCGAGACCAAAGCUGACCCGGAAGUACGCCAGCUCCAAGGCGAUUUGAUUUCGGCCCUGUCCGCCACAGCGGCUAAAGAGCAAACGUCGCCGCAGCCGCACAUCCCGAGGUCGGAUCACGACAUUGAGCUCUCGGGCCCGCUGUCGCGCGCGUUGACGGCGCUCAAGAAUAUCUACGACCAUGGAUCGGUCGUGGGUCCGGCGGGGAUUAAGCGCGAGGCAAGCAUUUCCGGCCCGGCGUCGGGGUUGAGGACGCCAUUGCAGAUCAGCCAGCUUGCGGGGCUGCCUCCUAAUGGAUAUCCGUUAUAUGGUCUUGGGCAAGAACAGCAGGGAAGAGGAGGAGGAGGAGCAGGAGGAGGGGGGGUUCAGCAGCAGCUGGGAGCGACGGGACCGUUGGAUCCGCAUCAGAGUGCAGCGUUGGCGAUGGCGGAGAUGCAGCAGCAGAAUGGGGGGCAGUCUCAGUUAGGGGCCGGGGCGGAGUAUCAGGGAGGGGUACCGUAUAACAUGCCACCACUUCAACAACCGGGUGCCGCUGCCGGCGCCGGUUCGGGCCCGGGUGGAGGUGUGAUGCCGCAGGAUAUGUCGCAGUUUGAUCCGGCUACUUAUAUGUCGCCGAUGGAUCUUUACGACUCUAUCUUUUGGGGUUAG
This is a messenger RNA of Neurospora tetrasperma FGSC 2508, 1764 nucleotides long. RefSeq lists its product as uncharacterized. The record is from RefSeq and is a predicted model, not a curated record. The transcript is spliced from 6 exons. Gene Ontology annotation, biological process: regulation of DNA-templated transcription. NCBI's taxonomy places the organism in Eukaryota, Fungi, Ascomycota, Sordariomycetes, Sordariales, Sordariaceae. Gene Ontology annotation, molecular function: carboxy-lyase activity; DNA-binding transcription factor activity, RNA polymerase II-specific; zinc ion binding. The coding region runs from base 1 to 1764 and encodes 587 amino acids.